Micropterus salmoides (largemouth bass) is the source of this 4336-nucleotide messenger RNA. It is a transcript of the gene l3mbtl1, whose product is annotated as L3MBTL histone methyl-lysine binding protein 1. Bases 57 to 2579 code for a protein of 840 amino acids. The transcript is spliced from 22 exons. Gene Ontology annotation, cellular component: nucleus. Gene Ontology annotation, molecular function: protein binding; zinc ion binding. The record is from RefSeq and is a predicted model, not a curated record. Gene Ontology annotation, biological process: regulation of DNA-templated transcription. Lineage: Eukaryota; Metazoa; Chordata; Actinopteri; Centrarchiformes; Centrarchidae.
UCCGGAGCCGCAGGAGAUCAGAGCUGUGCUCCGGACUGAGGGACAGGGAUACAAUUAUGAGUGCCAAAGUGAACAUGGAGGCUCCACCUAAAGAACCUGAUCGCACCCAUUUGGACCCGUCCUCCUCCUCUCCCAGUGAGGCUGUCCUCAUCUGUGGUAAUGAUGGAGUGGCCAAGAAGGCUCGGCCCCAGCCUCACACCACCACAGCUUUCCUCCUGCCAGCUCCUGCUUCCAGCCAUCAGAAGAUAGAGGUGACGCCCGCUGUUGCCAUGGGAGACCCAGGUAAAGGAGGCCGGGCUAAUGAGACGGUCACACCCACCCUGACAGCACAGGUGGGCGGAGCUUGUAGCAUUGUCCACGUCCUAGAGUGGAAGGAGGGGAUGGCCAUCCUGCCCAGCAGCAACCUCAAGUUCUGUGUGAGUGACGUAGGGACACUGAGCACACUGAUCACCCCAGGGACCACAACCAGCACCGCUGAACCAGCAGCUGGGACUUCUGGGAGAUCAGCUGACUCAGAAAGUGCUUCAGCCGACAAGCCAGAUGUGUCGGCUCCUGUCGGCUCUGUGAGAGGUGCAGCUGAGGAACCAGAGAGGUUUGUGCCAGUCAAACCUGAAGUCCAGGUUGGACCGGGACAACAGAACCAUGAUCCCAGAGCUCAGAGGACCUACGCAGAGGAGCUACGCAGAGAGCCCAUCGCUGACAGGAGGAGUGUCGGGGUAGAGAAGGUGCCAGCAGGCGGGAGGGUUUCCUCCCUUAACCCGGAUCACCUGAAACCCAUGAGGAAGAGGAAGAGGAAGGAAUACCUGAGUCCCUCUGAGGAAGAUUCUGACAUCGAAGGCACGGAUGAGAAAAUGGAUGAUUCUAAAGCAGACGGCAGACACAUCAGAGGAGCGGGAGACAGUAAGACAGAGCAGUGGACGUGGGCUCAGUAUCUGGAGGAAAGCAAAGCUGUUGCUGUGCCCAACAAGCUUUUUCAAGAGUCCCAGAGAGUGCCAACAGUGAAGAACGGCUUUAAACAGGGCAUGAAGCUGGAAGGCAUUGACCCGCAACAUCCGUCCAUGUACUUUGUCCUCACUGUGGCUGAGGUCUGUGGUUACCGGCUGCGGCUCCAUUUUGACGGCUACUCUGACUGCCACGACUUCUGGGUGAAUGCCAACUCCCCCGACAUCCACCCUGCAGGCUGGUGUGAGAGCACAGGACACAAACUGCACACCCCCAAAGGCUGUAAAGAGGAGGAGUUUACCUGGACCAACUACCUGAGAAUGACUAAAGCACAAGUGGCUUCCAAAGAACUCUUUGCCAGUCCUGGGAGGAUCGAUGUGAAGUGCGAUUUCGAGAUAGGAAUGAAGCUGGAGGCUGUUGACCGUAUGAACCCCUCCCUCAUCUGUGUAGCAACCGUCACUGACGUGGUGGACAACCGUUUCCUGGUUCAUUUUGACAACUGGGAUGACACAUACGACUACUGGUGUGAUUCCAGCAGUCCAUACAUUCAUCCUAUUGGUUGGUGCCAGGAGAGGAACCUGCCCCUAACACCACCCCAAGAUUACCCGGACCAGGGCCGAUUCUCCUGGUCUCGCUACCUGGAGGAGACAGGUUCCAAGGCAGUGGCCGCUGACGCCUUUAAAGUGCGUGCAGCCCACAGUUUCCAGCCUCAGAUGAAACUGGAGGCCGUGGACAAGAGAAGCCCUGGUCUGAUCAGAGUGGCUACAGUCGAGGAGGUCGACACUCAUCGCAUUAAGGUCCAUUAUGAUGGCUGGAGUCACGUGUAUGAUGAGUGGAUGGACUCAGAUCAUCCCGACAUCCACCCAGCAGGCUGGUGUGAGGCAACCGGUCACCCGCUCAAAGUUCCCCCACGGGACGCCAAAACACAUCAGCCGCAUGGUGUGAGGGAGCCUCCUGCUACAGGUCAGUCCACCUACCCCUCCUCUGUUCCCUGUAAACCCAUCGGCCACCCCAGAACCAACAAGUACAGCUUCCACAACAGGAAGUGUCCAACUCCUGGUUGCGAUGGUUCAGGCCAUGUGACCGGUCGUUUCACUGCCCAUCACUGCAUAUCUGGCUGCCCAUUGGCUGAGCGUAACCAGGGCAGGCUGAAGGCCGAUCUGUCGGACUCAGAGUGCAAGAGGAACCUCUUUUUUGGCCAGAGGACCAAGAAGACCCAUUACCGUGGCAGGAUUGGCCGUCCUCCCAAAUACAGGAAGAACCAGCAGAGAGACUAUCAGAACAUGUCCUCAGAGGGUGUGUAUCCCUCCCUGUUCAUGUCAGCUCUGAGCAGUCAGUCAGACAGGACUCUGUCUCUGUGCUGGGAGCAGCACUGUAAGCUGCUGCCCGGCGUUCAGGGCAUUCACGCCAGCCAGGUGGCAGCAUGGAGCGUUGAGGAGGUCUUCAGGUUUGUCCAGAAUCUUAUUGGCUGUGAAGAACAGGCUCGUCUCUUCAAAGAAGAGAUGAUUGACGGGGAGGCCUUCUUGCUGCUGACACAGACCGACAUUGUGAAGAUCAUGAGCAUCAAGCUAGGCCCUGCUCUGAAGAUCUCCAACGCCAUUCUCAUGUUCAAGAGCACAGACGAGGGACUCAAAUGAUCCCGCCCUCACUCACCGGCGGCGUUGGGCCACCAAUCAUCAUGUGCCAAAAUCAUUCUGUUGCAGGGAAAAAGACCCUGACCCCUUUUUCAUGUGUUUGGUGUCCUGUACCCAUCAGAGAGAGGGAGGGGGGAGGGGGGUGGUGAGGUCCGAUCAGGGUUAAGGAAAAAAAAAAAAAGGAGAUGUUGGAAGGAGGAAUAUCAUAAAGAUGAUGGACAAAUUGUUCUGGAGGGUGGAUAGAAGGAGGCUGAUGAUGGUGAAACGCCCGAACACCACUGGCAGUGUUUUGCAUCCGUUACAAAUCUGCCAGUCUAUGGUAUGUUUGUCUAAAACUUUGUUUAUAUCCAACCACCUGUUUUAAUUUGUGCAUUUGUGCAAAAAGGUUUCUAUACUCCGUUGAGAUGUUAAAGGUUCUGUAUCAGUACAACAAAGGUGCGCUAAAGACUGAUGGAAACAGAUUUCUUUGAAUAGACAUCCGUUACGUUACCUGCUUCUGGUUCUUCUGUAGACGAGUCAUCAGUAUCUGCUGCCGCUCAAAGCCAUACAGGAGAUAAUAGUACUGUUUGUACCUUUACUUCCUGAAGUAGAAUCCUUCCUAUUGAUGCAAGCGUUAAGCAGAGGUCAAUUGCAAAUGUACCCGCAGCCUUUCAGAGGUGAAUUCACAAGAGAUAAAAGCAUUUUAAUGAAUACCAUACCCAGAUUUGAACAAAACACCAGUUUCAAAGCCCAUGACAUGGAAGUUGAAAUCUACAAAAGGGGGGAAAACUGAAAUACUGGAUAUACUAAUAGAAAGUGAGAAAAAUAUGAGGGUCAACUAAAGUGAAAUCGAUGGGGAGGAUUGUGGGCCGGGGGUGAUAUGUGGCCAAAAAGCAAGUAAGAGGAGUAAAAUGCAGUAGAUGAGGCUGAUCAGUGAGGCUCCUUCAAGCUUCACAUUUUGUGCAAUAAAAAAGUUUAGACAAAAGUACUGUAUUCAGUAACAGUUAAUAUGUUAAUAUUAUGUUAUCAGACUAAUUCUUAACUGUAACGGAAUAAAAUUAAAUAAAUAAGCUACUUUGUUCACACUGUUGAAAAAAGCUUAGGCUUGUGGCAGAUGAGCAACUUAAAACGAAGAGAAAGCCUUACCUCAGUCUGCUGGUUGUUCUGAAGUAUUUGUCAUUUGUGUUUACUCGAAAUUGUCCACAUUGUACUUUCUCAUUGCACUGUUAAUGUGAAAACUCAAUUGAUUUAGGAGCUGUAAUUUAAAACGUUACCCUCCUAUAUAGAAUCAGAGUCACAGAACAAAUACAACAGUUUUUAUAUCUAUAUGCAAAAGAUCUUAAUUUAUUAUUUUUGCAAUUCUUAGUAGAUGAAAAGGACACUUUGCAUUGGCGUCUUAGCACAACUGUGAAACCCGAAUAGAUUAAACACAAUGGUGUUUUUGCACUUGGUCACUAGAGAGUGCAAAAAUCAAUUUUUUAGCACUAAAAAACAUUGGAGCUAGUCAUUGGAGCUCUCUGCAGUUUAAAUGCAAUGGAAACUCCAGACUGUGUUCUUUAAAAUGUUUACAUUUUAUGUCAGGAUUAGUUAAAUACUGUAUGGAUUUGAUUUGUGAGACGGAAGUUAUUUUACUGGACUGUUUUAAGGGCUCUUGGAAUCUUACUUACUGUGUCUCUCUGGUGGGAUUUGUGUGUGCGUGUGUGUCAAGAUAAUCUUGGGUCACAAAUGUCAUCCAAUCCAUAUGAAUUAAUAAACGUCCAAAGCUGUCUUGUCUGAUUAAA